AUGAUCAAUACCCAUAUCGACACCGUGAGUUUGAAUAGCUAUGAGUUCGAGAGUCUCUUUGGACACACGAUGGAAAAGGAUGGAAGCCUUGUUAUCUUUGGCAGGGGCGCAUUGGACAUGAAAUCCGGUCUCGCUGCGGAAAUGGCAGAUGUCGCGGCGAUCAAGAAAAAUCAGGUAACUCCCUUGCACGGAGAUGUCAUACUCGCAGCGGUCUCGGAUGAAGAAGACGCGUCUCAAGGAACUCAAGAUCUUAUCGCUGCCGGCUGA
Messenger RNA from Penicillium manginii, 267 nucleotides. RefSeq names its product Peptidase M20. The coding region runs from base 1 to 267 and encodes 88 amino acids. Lineage: Eukaryota; Fungi; Ascomycota; Eurotiomycetes; Eurotiales; Aspergillaceae. The record is from RefSeq and is a predicted model, not a curated record. Gene Ontology annotation, molecular function: hydrolase activity. The transcript has a single exon.